This is a messenger RNA of Bombus pascuorum, 1677 nucleotides long. Its product is annotated as leucine-rich repeat-containing protein 58. The record is from RefSeq and is a predicted model, not a curated record. The transcript has 5 exons. Gene Ontology annotation, molecular function: protein binding. NCBI's taxonomy places the organism in Eukaryota, Metazoa, Arthropoda, Insecta, Hymenoptera, Apidae. Bases 208 to 1251 code for a protein of 347 amino acids.
GUGCCUGGCGCUCACACAUCUUAAACCGAUCGUAAACCCAGUUUCUCUGUAAACCGCGGCCGAGCGUGGCACGGAACUCGCAACAGUGAACGACCGAGACAAUCUUGCAACAACGUAGAAGGGGCAAAACUUUCUGACGUUCGACGAAAGACGAAAUUGCACCGAGGUUUUCUACACAGCUGAACGGAAACUCGUGAAACUUCGUUUAUGGAGAACUACACGUCGGACUCGAGCGACUCGGAUUCCGGCAGCAAGACACUGGAUCUGUCCUAUUUGAUGCUCGACCCUCAAUUACUGGACGAUCACUUCAUCAAUGCCAAGAAUCCGGAACAUGUGGACACGUUAUUACUUCAUCAGAAUCGGCUGACCAGUAUUCCACAGACGAUAGUCAGGUUCACGAACUUGAACUCGUUGGACGUAUCGAACUGUGGCCUUCAUCGGUUGCCCGACUUUUUCGAGGAUUGUCCUCUGACCUGCUUGGUAGCCAAACACAAUAACUUGACGAACGAUUCCUUACCGAAGAAUUUUCAAAAUCUGUCGAGGCUCAGAGAACUGAAUCUCAGCGGCAACAGGUUAACAGAUUUUCCGGAGCAGGUUUUUGACUUGACGGAUCUUAAGUACCUGUAUUUGGGUGGCAAUCAAAUCACCGAGAUCAGUAAAGACGUUUGGAAGCUGCAAAGAUUGCAAGUGUUGUCGAUGGGAGGCAACGGACUGACGGAAGUACCGUCUACCUUAGGCGAACUGAUGUCUCUCCAGGCGUUGGUAUUGUGCGAUAACAUGCUGGAAAGCCUACCUAGUUCCAUAGCAAAGUUGACCAACUUGAAAUCACUGCUGCUUCACAAAAACAGACUGAGGACACUGCCUACCGAGAUCAUCACGUUAAAAUGUCUGACGGAGUUAUCUUUGAGAGACAAUCCGUUGGUAGUGAGAUUCGUGUCGGACAUGACACACAAUCCUCCGUCUCUGCUGGAGUUGGCUGCCAGAGUUAUCAUGACUAACAACAUCCAGUAUGACGGGGAGAGUAUACCAAGAAACCUGGUGGAGUAUCUAAACAGCGGUCAUCGUUGCGUCAAUUCGAAGUGUAAAGGUGUGUUCUUCAACAACAGAGUGGAACACGUCAAGUUCGUCGAUUUCUGUGGCAAGUAUCGUCUACCUCUGCUGCAGUACCUUUGUAGCAGGAAGUGCAUAGAAUCACGAGACGGAGACGAAGUAGUCAGUGGCGCGAUGAUAAGGAAGGUUCUUCUGGGCUGAUCGAUAUUACUGGAAUUUUGUAUUAAUAUUACCGAAGGCUGUUACGUUUUUCGUUCAGAAGGCGUUAACGACUGAACUAUCGCGCUAUUCAUCGACGAAUUCUCUCUCCGUGCUCAAAUCAGAUCAAACACGAGUAUCAGGUUCAAGAGUCGAAGGCUAAAGCAUAGAGGUACGCAAAGCAAAUUUGACAUUGAAAUUUACGUUAAAAUCGAAAGUUGGAGAAAAGUCGAAGUUGGAAGUCGAAAUUUUGUUCGUCGACCGAGCGCUCGGGUCGAUUAAACGACAUUCUCUCGCUAAGAAUAAAAGGUCUUUCAAAGAUGACGAAUUGCCUUUGUAAAGUCUUAUAUGUAUGAGUCUGCUUACGCAUACAAAUUUGUCGUGUGCGUGAACAAAUAUUUCGUAAAAUAAAUAUUUCAUCGAGAUCGA